UUGCUAAAUGAUAUACUCCUCGAGUAGUACAGUAGUGGAAGGUUGCAGGAUAGCCAUGCACAGCCAUCAGAUAACUGGAGUACGGCGGGACAAAACCCCAUCCGGUACAUACAGGAGUGCACAAAGCACGAAACAGGAGUGCUCGCACCAACAGGAGUAUCGUGGGACACAACCCGGACCGAUACAAAAACAGGAGUCGCCACAGGAUAACCCCAGCCCGGCUAACUGAACAGAACAUGAGUACCGUGGGUCGUCACCCAAUCGGCACGGUGCGGAGCACGAGCGUUCAAACAGGAGUAUCGUGGGGUUUACCCACAUCGAUACAAACAGGACACACUACUGUACCGAGGCAUCAUGAAGCCUU
Messenger RNA from Linum tenue, 364 nucleotides. NCBI's taxonomy places the organism in Eukaryota, Viridiplantae, Streptophyta, Magnoliopsida, Malpighiales, Linaceae. The record is from the annotation of a GenBank genome assembly.